Molecule: messenger RNA, 1547 nt
Organism: Xenopus tropicalis (tropical clawed frog)
Lineage: Eukaryota; Metazoa; Chordata; Amphibia; Anura; Pipidae
Gene: sult6b1l
Product: sulfotransferase 6B1-like
Molecular function (GO): sulfotransferase activity
Source: RefSeq, marked predicted
CCCAGCAGUGCAUCCCACAAGUACCAUCUGCUCCAGCCUAGCACCAUGUCGGCCCAGUCGGACCUCAUUCAUAUCUUCAAUGGAGUCCCCUUCACUACCAAAUCCUCAGCCACUCUGCUGAGAUCCCUCAACAACUUCCAAGCUAGGGAUGAUGACCUUCUGCUGGUGUCCUACCCAAAGUCCGGCACCCAUUGGCUGGCAGAAAUUCUGAGGCAACUCUACAACACCAAAGCCCCCAACAAGGUCUCCAUAACUUCUCCUAUUGAGUUUGGAGAUGUCGGAAAGCUGGAGGAACUGAAGUCCAUCGCUGGCAGGAGGAUCAUCCCAACCCACCUGAGCUAUGACAUGAUUCCAAGUGACUUCAAGGACAGGAAAUGCAAGGCUAUUUACAUCAUAAGAAACCCAAAAGACACAGCCGUCUCCUUGUUCCACUACUACAAAGACAACCCCAACCUCCCCACCAUCGAAUCCUGGCACGCGUUCUACAAUAUGUUCCUAAACGGACAAGUGGUGUGCGGCUCGUGGUUCGAGCACAUUCUGGGGUGGGAGGAGCACAGGAACGAAAUGUCAACUCUCUUCUUGUACUACGAGGCCAUGAAAAAGGAUCUCCCCAAAUCUGUUAGGAAAAUCAGCUCUUUUCUCGGCAUCAAUCUCAGCGACAAUGAAAUCAGUGAGAUCUGCAAAAAAACCUCGUUCGGCGAGAUGAAAACCAACGUGGAGCGAGAGAACAGCGACCCAAACAGCAUGGUGUGCGCUCUAACUACCAACAAGAAGCUCAUCUUCAGGAAGGGGACGGUCGGUGAUUGGAAACAAUAUUUCACGCCCAAACAGAACCGACUGCUGGACGAGGAGUACAAGGCCAAGAUGGAUUCCAGCUGCCUGGCCAAGAGCAUCGUGUACGAGUAGCAGAGCGGGGCCGAUGCUGUUACAGAAUCCCUGUAUGUCUGAGACUAAACAAAAUGUUACAGCCCCCCCAUAGGAAACUAUGCACCCCCAAAUCCUUCCUUUAAUGUUAAUUAGAUGCAACGUUCUUAUUAAUCAGAGAAAUGAAAAGCACUUUAUCGUUAGGGGAACAGUCCAACCCAGGUGUAAUGGACACUUUCCAAUUUAUCAUUAUCUCAGGGCUGACAUUUAGGGCGAAGGCUGGUUGGUUUGAAGCCCCCCCAUUACUGUAGAAGUUGGGGGGCUGUGCUGGUCAAUGGAGCCUCCCUGGUUAAGGCAGAGUCAAGGCUUAGUUACACCUACAGGAAAGAGCCGGUGCGGAUUUAUUAUCUUCCCCCAUCAACUGCCUCUCAGGAAGCCUGCAGUGCUCAUUAUAUUGCUUCCCCAUCCCUGCUAACAUACAGCACUAGCACGUUGGUCCCAUCCCAAGGCUGUUGUUUAACUUGCACUCUCUGCAGUCACUUUAGAUACAUUCAGCUCUGCUUAUGGGCAAAAAUCCUAACUUGUGUGUUGUGUUGCUUUUCUGCAAAACCGGGGAAGAUUAAUGGGGUGAACUGUACUGUUUGCUUUAUACACUGAAUAAACUAUAGAACUUCUUCUUCUCA